AGAGAGGGGAGGGAGAGGGCUCAGCCUGUUCUGCUGAAUUUCACUCAUUGCAUUACUACUACUCAGUCCUGUGCAAGUCUCUGCCUGGAGAGUGACAAUGUACCUGAUCCCUAUUGUGCUGGCAGUCCUAUGCCCUACUGCCCGGCUCACCAUAGGGACUGCUGCUCCCCACAGCAGCACAGCCAGAAUGGCCACCACACAGAGGACCCUCAUAACUAACUAUAGCCCCUCAGGAACUCAAGGAGGCAAUGGGGCUGUGCAGCCCAUCCUGCAUGUGAAUGGGACUGUGAUGGAGCCUGUCCACAAGGACAGGGACAAUAAGAUGUCUGAGGAGAAAACUGCGAAGAAGAAAGCAAAAGUGGCUAAAAAAAAGAUUAAAAUUGUCAAGAAAGUCAUGAAGAAACCAAAAGCUGAGAAAAUGAGUCCAGGAGAAGGAGGACCCCCGGAACAAAAGUGUCCUACGCUGGGACUGGAGUCUCUGAGGGUGUCUGAUCAGCAGCUGAGGGCUUCCAGCACUAAACGCUACGGUCUGGGCUCACACCGAGGACGUCUGAACAUACAGUCCGGCAUCUAUGACGAUGAUUUUUACGACGGCGCCUGGUGUGCCGGCGAGAAGAACAAGAACCAGUGGUUUGAGGUGGACGCCAGAAGACUCACUCGCUUCACCGGGGUCAUCACUCAGGGCAAGAACUCACUAUGGACAGAUGACUGGGUGACGUCGUACAAAGUCCAGGUCAGCAAUGACACCCACGUAUGGAGGACCAGCAAGAACGGGACAGAAGACGUGAUUUUUAAAGGAAACACGGAAACGGAGACUCCAGUACUGAACCUGCUGCCGAGCCCCAUGGUGGGACGCUACAUACGGAUCAAUCCGCAGACCUGGUUCGAGAAUGGCACCAUAUGCUUGAGAGCAGAGAUCCUUGGAUGUCCACUUCCAGAUCCGAACACGGUAUUUAUGUGGGAACAGGUGCAGCAGCCGACAGAUAAGCUGGAGUUUAAACACCACAACUACAAAGAGAUGCGGAAGCUGAUGAAGAAGGUGAAUGACGCCUGUCCAAAUAUCACCCGAGUAUACAGCAUUGGGAAGAGUUACCUGGGGCUGAAGAUGUAUGUUAUGGAGAUAUCGGACAACCCGGGGGAGCAUGAACUCGGAGAACCCGAAUUCCGCUAUGUGGCUGGGAUGCAUGGGAAUGAGGUGGUGGGCCGAGAGCUGACACUCAACCUUAUGGAGUAUCUGUGUCAGGAGUACAAGAAGGGCAAUCCAAGAGUCCUGAGACUGAUCACAGAAACCCGCAUCCAUCUGUUGCCAUCCAUGAAUCCUGAUGGAUAUGAGGUGGCCUACAAACUGGGCUCAGAGCUGUCUGGCUGGGCAAACGGUCGCUGGAGCUACCAUGGAUUCGACCUGAACCACAACUUUGCAGAUCUGAACACCCCACUGUGGGAAGCAGAAGAUAAUGAACAAGUUCCCGAGCACUUCCCCAAUCAUUAUAUCCCAAUACCUGAGUACUACACAAUGGAGAAUGCAACGGUGGCCCCGGAGACUCGCGCCAUCAUUGACUGGAUGCAGAAAAUCCCUUUUGUCCUCAGUGCGAAUCUCCACGGAGGAGAGCUGGUGGUCUCCUAUCCCUUCGACAUGGCUCGCUCCUACUGGAUGGCCAAAGAACUUACCCCGACAGCAGAUGACGCCAUGUUUCGCUGGCUUGCCACAGUCUAUGCAACCAGCCACCGCAUCAUGGUGGAAAAUGACCACAGGAUCUGUCACUAUGACAACUUCAUAAGGUUGGGCAAUAUCAUCAAUGGAGCAGACUGGCACACAGUGGCUGGCAGUAUGAAUGACUUCAGCUACCUUCACACCAACUGCUUUGAAAUAACAAUAGAACUUUCCUGUGAUAAAUUCCCACAUGAGGUGGAACUCCCAACUGAGUGGGAGAAUAAUAAGGAGGCUCUCCUUGUCUACAUGGAACAGGUCCACCGAGGGAUUAAGGGUGUCGUGCGGGAUAAAGACACAGAAAAAGGUGUCCCUGACGCCAUCAUAGUGGUGGACGGAAUAAAUCACGACAUCCGCACAGCUGUUGAUGGAGACUACUGGCGGCUUCUAAACCCAGGUGACUACGAAGUCACGGCUAAAGCUGAGGGAUAUCACCCGUCCACCAAGUCGUGCCACGUUUCCUAUGAGGACCGUGCAACGAUCUGUGACUUUUAUAUAUCCAAGACCCCUAAACAACGCCUAAAAGAGCUGAUGGCCAAAGGAGGCAAACCGCCCAAAGAGCUCCUGUUACGCCUGCGCCAGCAGAGGUACCGCUUGUUGAAGUCCAGAAGCACAAAGUGACCAGAAGAAGACAGCAACGACAGAUACCGUGAGAUGCCUCGGAGCGUGUGACCACCCAGCUGUAUUAUUCCUUUUUCUUGUUCCCCCACUAUAUUACCACUGUUGUAAAACUGGGGAAUGGUGAGGAACUAUUGCACACAAUUAUAGAUAAGUAGAGGAGCCGCUAUACGCUUACAUACAAGCAAGGAGCAUUGAAUUCUAAAUGUGCUGUAGAUGGAGGGGUAGUCGGGAAAACUCCACAGACGAGGCGUAACCGGAAUCAUUUGGUUCUGAAUUUAUAUUCCCUUUUCUAUACUAAGAAUAUUUAGACAAUGAAAUGAUAUCACAUCCACACUGGUAAAAUGUGCAAGUUAAUUUUGGUAGGUGCCUCUCGCACAUUCUGUGAGGUCAUCCUGCAGGAUAUUUGGGUUCUUCAAAGCCCGGGGUCCUGAAUUAGGAAAAACGCAAUGGACAUGGAGAAAGAGUAGGUCCACAGUAAUUGUACUUACAUUGGGCAAAUCCCAGAGUCACUAGCUUGUCGUAUAGGCUACUACACCCAAGCCGAACCCAUCUUUGACUAUUUGUUCAACCAAGUCUGACCUAGUAGCCUUCUGAUGAAGCUGAUGUCCUCCACCAUUCUGCUAGUCAGGGUAAGGAUACGGGUGGGCAAUGCGUCUCGUUGUGUAUUUUUGUGCUCUCCAUGGGUGGGUCAACUCAUUAAGGGGGGUAUUUACUAAAGUGCGACUUAUCAGAAGUGGAGGUGUUGCCCGGAGUAACCAAUCAGGAUCUAGCUAUUAUCUUGUAGAAGGUGCUAGAUAAAUGAUAAGUAGUAUCUGAAACGGGCAUUUGAAAACCCGCACUUUAGUAAAUAUACCCCUCAUAAUCUGUUCCAGAUCACUAUAGUGGAGAGAGCGUGGUCUUCUCAGACAGUGAUAAAGACUGUGAUGUGUCAGGUGUUCUUCCAGCGGGAUCUGCGUAGAACAAGUCGUGUAUAUAAUAUAAUGUGUGAGCUGUAAGGGAAAUGCUGGCAUUGCUACAUACUUGCUAGACAAGUAACAUCCGUAUGAUCCAAUAAAACGUUACAACUCAAUGUGUCUGUUACU
This is a messenger RNA of Pseudophryne corroboree (corroboree frog), 3411 nucleotides long. RefSeq names its product probable carboxypeptidase X1. The transcript is spliced from 14 exons. The record is from RefSeq and is a predicted model, not a curated record. Gene Ontology annotation, molecular function: zinc ion binding; metallocarboxypeptidase activity. Bases 98 to 2329 code for a protein of 743 amino acids. Gene Ontology annotation, biological process: peptide metabolic process; protein processing. Lineage: Eukaryota; Metazoa; Chordata; Amphibia; Anura; Myobatrachidae.